AUGGGACGAGGCCACAUGGUGCUAUUUUUUCCCCAGACCCUCACUGGAUUAGCGAGGGUCUGGUUCGAUUCUUUGGCAGUUGGAGCGCUGGCUUCAUUUGAACAACUGCAAGCAAAAUUUCUUGCACACUUCAGCCAACAACGAUGUCACAAAUGUCAUUCAACGGACGCCAUGAACAUCUGGCGCGGAGACAACGAAAGCCUGGAAUCUUUCGUUAUCCGCUACAAUAAAGAAUGCCUUGAGAUCAGUGGGAUAACAGAUCAAAUGGCCCGCAACCAUUUCAUUUUAGCCGUCAAGGACAAUGAAAUGGUGAUGACCAUCUCGGGCAAGGAGGGCUUGCCAGAAAAGUGGGACGACAUCAUGGCCGCGGUCAAGACGUACGCCCAAACUCAGCGGUCUCUCAAACCGCACACUGCCAAGGCACAGCCCCACGCGGAAGGUCAAUCCUCCCGCCAAGACGCCAAGCGCAACAAGCGCAACCGGGACACAUGGAAUCAUGGCAACGAUUCCAAUCCUUACGUCCCGCGCGCCUACCAGCCCGACGCAAGAAAAACGAUCAAUACCCAACGCGAACAACGGGCAUCAAAGAAGGAAUCUCGGGACCGCAAUUAG
This is a messenger RNA of Helianthus annuus (common sunflower), 612 nucleotides long. RefSeq lists its product as uncharacterized. NCBI's taxonomy places the organism in Eukaryota, Viridiplantae, Streptophyta, Magnoliopsida, Asterales, Asteraceae. The record is from RefSeq and is a predicted model, not a curated record. The transcript has a single exon. Bases 1 to 612 code for a protein of 203 amino acids.